AUGGCGGGCACUGGACCAGAUCCAGGUCCAUCAGUUCUCGCCUGUUUGUACAGAUCCGCAUAUGAUGAAGAAAACCCGGAGGAUGGGACCUGCUUCAAGACGAACUCGAGAAGCAAAGAAGUUCAUUCAAGCGACAUCCCAUACUGUCACACAGCAAUUACACGAUUCACGAAAUGGAGUCGUAGGGACAGACACAAAAUGAUCAGAGCGCUGACCAAAAGGCAUUGCCUAAACGCUGUCAUUAAAGCUCACUGUGAGCAAUUCGCAAAUGAAGAAAUUGAUCAUGGUGAUGUUAUGGAGUGCCUUCUUAACAACAAGGACCAACCGGAAAUGACGUCGAAAUGUCGUUCGUAUGUAAACCACUUCGAAUUGAUCUCUCUCCGAGAUUAUCACUUCUCUUAUAAGUUCGAAAAAGCUUGCUCUGCCGAUAUCGACAAGCACUGCCCCGAUCAUGGCAACGACAAGGGUGAAAUAAUUCGUUGCUUGUCCGAAGUGCGUUUUGAACAUAAAGUUCUUGGAACGACCGCCGAUUUGUCGGAACCAUGCAAACACCAGUUGAAGGUCGCCUAUCUGCAACAAGAACAGGUAGAAGUGAGUUAG
Molecule: messenger RNA, 600 nt
Organism: Cooperia oncophora
Lineage: Eukaryota; Metazoa; Nematoda; Chromadorea; Rhabditida; Trichostrongylidae
Source: the annotation of a GenBank genome assembly